GCUUGUGAUUUGAGACGCGUCUCGGAGUUCCUAUGGCGCGCAUGGAAACGACAAAUUUGCCUCCUCCUGCUGAGGGAGUUCGGCAUCAGCAGGCCGAGACUACAGCGGUUUUAGACGGGAAGGGACUCGGCACAGGGACGCUGUAUGUAGCCGAAGCGUGCCUGUCAUGGUUCGAUGGCUCAGGAAUGGGUUUUUCGCUGGAUUAUCCCUCCAUCAGCCUGCACGCCAUCUCCCGAGACCCGAGUGCUUAUCCACAGGAGCAUCUGUAUGUGAUGGUCAACAAAAAACUGAACGACGAAAAUGAGGCUGAGAUGCGGGAGAAAGCUCCGGAUGAUGAAGGCGAAGAGGAGAGUGACGACGACGAUGAGGUCAUCACAGAGAUCCGAUUUGUGCCCAGUGAUAAAGCAGCUUUGGAGUCUAUGUUUUCCGCCAUGUGUGACUGCCAGGCUUUGCACCCUGACCCCGAGGACGCAGACUCUGAUAAUGAGGAGUUUGAAGGGGAGGAAGAGGAAGAAGAGGAGACCGGCCAGGGUGACAUACCCACGUUCUACACAUACGAAGAGGGUUUGUCGCACCUGACCACAGAGGGCCAGGCCACGCUGCAAAGACUCGAAGGGAUGCUUGCUCAGUCCGUCACGCAACAGUUCCACAUGGCUGGAGUUCGCACCGAUGAGCCAUCCGCUGAGUUUGAAGAUGGAAUGGAGGUCGACCCAAAUUCUGGAGUAGCUGGACAGUUUGACGAUGCUGAUGUUGAUCACUGACGCAGUAUACUUCACUGCUGCUAACCGAAGCACUUAGGGGGCUCUGAGUGACCGGUACUCGUUCGGCAAGCCGUCUUCUCCUGUUUGCUCUCCACAUUAAGCGGAGCUGCUGGAUGUCUACACAGGUUUCCCCAAUGCCAGCACCAUUUCUGUUACUGUGUUGUGUUUUGUAUUCUUCCUUCAGACCAAAUUCUAAGUGCUCUCUGAAAGUAAGUCUCAUUUGUAUGAAUUGUCAUGAAAUAAAAGUUUUGUUUUUUGUAUAAAGCACUUGUCAUAGAUGCCUAUUUCCCUUCUAGUUGUGGAUUCAUUUUUUUUUUUCUUUCUUUGGAGCACUUAAAGCUUGAUGAAAGCAAAAAGUAGACAUUUUUGCACACCGUCUUUUCGGUUUCAUGACUCAGGAACCAUUUUAUUGUUCAGAACGGUGUGAUUGUUAGAUUCAGCUUUUUUUUUUUGCAUGUGAAACUAUUAGUAUGAAAUUUGGGCUGGUAAAGCUGUAAACAUUCAGCAACAUUCAGUCUUCAAAUUGCACUUAUACAAUAUAUGUGGUUUUUAUCGUUGUAUGUGAUAUCUUGUUACGGUAACUCUUACUCGCAAUGUUGUUUUGCGAGUCCUAAACAUGACUCUGCACUCUGUAUAAGCAUAAACAGGAGUUUUGUAAUGAUGAGCCACAAUAAAAUAUCCUUUCACAGGUCUAAGCUGUAAAAUGUUCCAAUAUUGAAGAUCUUUUUUUUUUUUUUUUUUUUAACCUAUAAGGAGAAACCAUUUAUCUUCAUUCUAACAAAAAGAUACCUUCGCAUUAGAAUGGCUUUCCUAAAAUAAUAGUAUUUUCUCUCCAAAAUAGAUGAGCCAAAAUUAUUGGCAGUCCAAAUGCAUGUUUGAAAUAUAUGCAAAGUUUUUAUUCUUGAAAAAAGAAACCCAUUUCAUAUCAUUUCCAUUCCCUUUAUUCAUGUCCUUGGAGUAUAAACAUGAGGUUUCUCCUCCCAUACCAGAAGAAAACUGGAGAGUUUCAACACAUAAUACACACGUUUGUUGAGCUGGACAAAUCGGGUAAUGGAUAUAGGGCGUCGGUAGCUCAGUGGUUAAGACGUUAUGACGACCCAUGAGCACACUGUCACCCCACACGGGGAGGAGGAUGGUGGAGUGGUGAAUGGGGAAAAUAGAGCCAAAAAAUGUAAAUGUAAGAUUUAGUUUUCUUUUUAUGUCACUGAAUAACUGCUCGGUUUCUACAACAAAAGAAUAUAAAAUAAAAUAAGCACAGGCAAGGGUAUGGUAUAAGUUGUGUUUUUUUUGUUGUUGUUUUUUUACACUGCCCCAUUUGCUUUUUUUUUUACACUUUGAUGUUUUGUUCGUGGAUAUCAAACAAUUGCAAACGCAACACAGGUUUAUUUUUUUUUAAAUCUUUGUUAAAUAUAGGUGUGCAACAAUUAUUGGCACCCCUAUGAAUUUAUGAGAAAAAUAUAUUUUAAGUAUAUUCCCAUAGAUAUUUAAAAAUUUUUUAGUACACUUUGGUGACUAGGAACAGGAAAUUGUUCAACUAUGACUUCCUGUUUCACAGGGGUAUAAAUAUGAGGUAACACAUAGGCCAAAUUCUCUUAGAUAACAUUCAUAACAAUGUGUAAGACCAAGGAAUAUAGCUGUAAUGUGUGCAAAAGGUUGUUGAGCUUCACAAAAUGGGAAGUGGCUAUAAGAAAAUAGUAAAAGCACUUAAAAUGUCCAUUUCCACCAUCAGGGCAAUAAUUAAGAAGUUCCAGUCAACUGGAAAUGUUAUGAAUCAACCUGGAAUUGGACAUGUAUAUAUAUUGUCUCAAAGCACUGUGAAUAUGAUGGUUUGAGUGGCCAAAAAAUCUCCAAGGAUCACAGCUGGAGAAUUGCAGAAGUUAGUUGUGUCCUGGGGUCUGAAAGUCUCCAAAACUACAAUCCGAAGACACCUUCAUCACCACAAGUUGUUUGGAAGGGUUUCAAGAAAAAAGCCUCUACUCUCAUCCAAAAACAAGCUCAAGUGUCUUCAGUUUGUCAGACACUACUGCAACUUCAAAUGGGAUCGGGUUCUAUGGUCAGAUGAAACCAAAAUAGAGCUUUUUGGCAAUAAACACCAGAGCUGGUUCUGGCACACACACAGAGAGGUAGCCAUAUGGAAAAGUACCUCAAGCCCACGGUUAAAUAUGCGGGUGGCUCUUUAAUGUUUUGGGUCUGUUUUUCUGCCAGAGGACCUGGACAUUUUGUUCGGAUACAUGACAUCGUGGACUCUAUCAAAUAUCAACAGAUAUUGAAUGAAAACCUGACUGCCUCUGCCAGAAAGCUUAAAAUGGGCCGUGGUUGGAUCUUCCAGCAGGACAAUGAUCCAAAACACCCAUGAGGAUCUGGAGAGAUUCUGUAUGGAGGAAUGUUCUCAGAUCCCUUGCCAUGUAUUCUCCAACCUCAUCAGGCAUAUUAUAGGAGAAGACUCGGAGCUGUUAUCUUGGCAAAGGGAGGUAGCACAAAGUAUUUUUUUGUUGUUGAUAAACCUCUGUUAUGUUUGCAAUUGUAUGAGAUCAGAGUAUUUUUGUGAAUUUUUUCAAACCAAAUAUCAAAAGUUUAAACAAUAAAGACAAUUUUUCACAGCCUUCUUUGCUCAUAUUUACCAAGGGUGCCAGUAUUACUGGUGAGCAGUGUAUGUACAGUAAUUAUAACAGUGCUAAUGAGUUGAUUGCUACACACCAUAUUACGAAUGAUUCAUAAUUACAUUAUUAACCAUUCAGUUUCCCCCCUCAUGUUUCUCCAUUUCACUAUUUCAGUUUACCUCCAGCGCUUUCCCAUGGUGGUGGUGGUUUCUUUGUGCUUUGCAUUUGUCUGUCACCUCCAGUUUAUUUAUUUAUUUCUGUUCAUGGAAGCCUCUGUAUCUCAACCCUUUUUUCUUAUUUUUUUUGUCAGUCGGUUUGGUUUAGUGUUUUGCCCUAAGGUUAUUAGCUUGGCAAAGUUUUCUCCUUGUACUUUGCUCUUUGUUCACAUCUCACUGAUCAGUAAAUCAUUCAUGAGCUUCUCCCCAAGUCUCUGCUGUCAGACAGGGUGUGUGUGUGUGUGCCUGCUGAUCAGGGUAUAGAGCUCAAACUCCCAUGAUUACUAAAGAACUGCUUAGUCACUGAAAGAUUUUACAGAAGAGAGAAUGUGCUUUCACUUUUUGAUUCGGUCUGAAUUUGUUGCUGCACCUGAUCCCAGCUUGUACUACAUAUAUUAAACUCGUGCUCAUAGUAAUGUUUCAUAUCUUAAUAAUUAUGUAACAUUUUAUUACAGCUUACAGUAAUAUUACAAUAAGUAAGCAUACCAUGGGUGUGCUGUUAUAGGAAAAUAAUCAGUAAUCAAUGUGUGGUGGGUGUGGCUUUUACCAUCCUGAUGUUGAUAAUUUUCUCAUAGUAAUAUAUAAUUUUCUAAUAAAAACACGUGUUUUUCUCUUAUACCACAGCAGUUUACCAACACUAACUACAUUUGAACCAUUUACAUAUAGUUUAAUGUUGUUGAGGUUAGUUCGUUUCACUUCUGUUAUAACAGCUGUAAACAGCUGUUCCCUUACCAGCAUCUCUUUUCUCUUUCUUUCUCACUCUCUCUCAAUUGGUAAGACAAAAAAAAAACCCAGUUUGUCACAUUACCAAGAAAUCCGACAGCGUCAACUCCUCUGUACUGAACUCAACUCUCCAAUGACUCCUUCCAUCAAUGCUAAAUGAAUUCGUGUACUACUUUUUUUUCUUUCUUUUUUUUUCACUGUGAAAUGUCUUGUUUUAUUUAACAAUAAAUAAUACAGAAAAAUAAAGAAACUGUAUAAUCUGUAACAUAUAAAACAUAAGAUGUUUAUUUAGCCUUUUUGGAAGGAGUCUCCAGUGUUAGUGUUUUAUAACAAUCUGAGGUCUUAAAAGGAGAGAGUUAAAAAAAAAAAAAGAGAGCCUGGUGAGGGAGCUGUUUAUAGCUGCUAUAAUGCAAGCUACAGAAUCUGACUUGUUUUGUGGAUGUUCGAAACAUUUAAAUGUAACGGGAAACAACGUUUAUGACAUUUAAUUCUUUGAUAAAUAAAUGAACCGUGAAUAUUGUUGUGGUAUAGGAGGAAUAAAACACUUCAGCUCAUGCUGUUUUUGGAAAAUAAUCAUUGCUUUCUGUCAUGUUUUAUUCUUUACAUAGCAACUGAUAAUGAGGUCAGUCAUCUAACUCCAGGUCAGUCAUCUAACUCCAUAUCAUUGGCUUUGAUUGUGUAAUGUUCGAGCAGGAUUACUCCAGUGAAUUCUCAUCAUGUUGGUGUCCUUUGCAUUGGGAUGAACUGUGUUUGCACUAGCUUUUGGCUGUGCAAAUUGAAGGAACUUGUGUAAAAGCUGCACAGACAGCAGAGAGUCAGUGUCAGUGAUCUUUCUGCUUGAAAGGAUUAUGUCUAAUUACAGAUUACACUUGGGAGUGGUGAGACAGAAAGCCAAGAUGAAACAAUCAGAUAAGCUGAACCUCCUGUUAUGCACAGAAACGGACUUCUAUCGAUAUAUCUGCUUGCUGGUAUUGCUGGAGAACCUGUUAAUAUGCAGCUUUGCUCUAACAGGAAAGCAUUAGCAUGGCUUGCUUAAAGAA
Molecule: messenger RNA, 5339 nt
Organism: Ictalurus furcatus (blue catfish)
Lineage: Eukaryota; Metazoa; Chordata; Actinopteri; Siluriformes; Ictaluridae
Gene: clns1a
Product: chloride channel, nucleotide-sensitive, 1A
Exons: 8
Coding region: 33-761 (242 amino acids)
Biological process (GO): mRNA cis splicing, via spliceosome; cell volume homeostasis; chloride transport
Cellular component (GO): pICln-Sm protein complex; methylosome; cytosol
Source: RefSeq, a predicted model, not a curated record